UGUAUGUUGGAUGGUGAGACUAGUUGGAUGUUAUUAAGCAUAGGAUAUACAGUAUGUUUGUCAGCCUAAAGUCACGAAUAAACUCAUUUUAAGUCAAAUAAAGGUGGUUAAGUGAUUUACUCACGGUUCACUACUACUCUGAUUAUCAUCGACAGUUAACUGUUUUCUUGACAACAGCGCCUCCUGGUGUCUUUAGGGGGAAUCAAACCGGCCAACACUACCACAUCAGUUUGAAGAUGGCGGAGGGUGAAUUGAACGUGGACAGCCUCAUCUCUCGGCUCCUGGAAGUACGGGGAUGUCGCCCGGGGAAGAUAGUCCAGAUGACAGAGGCAGAGGUGCGGGGCCUCUGCAUCAAAUCCAGGGAGAUCUUCCUCAGCCAGCCCAUCCUUCUGGAGCUUGAGGCACCCCUGAAGAUCUGUGGUGAUAUCCAUGGGCAAUACACAGAUCUACUGAGGCUGUUUGAGUACGGUGGUUUCCCUCCAGAGGCAAACUACCUUUUCCUGGGCGACUACGUGGACAGAGGGAAACAGUCCCUGGAAACCAUCUGCCUUCUGUUGGCCUACAAGAUCAAAUACCCAGAGAACUUUUUCCUGCUCAGGGGCAACCAUGAGUGUGCUUCCAUCAACCGCAUCUACGGCUUCUACGAUGAGUGCAAGCGCAGGUUCAACAUUAAGUUGUGGAAGACCUUCACUGACUGCUUUAACUGCCUCCCCAUUGCUGCUAUCAUUGAUGAGAAGAUAUUCUGCUGCCAUGGAGGGCUAUCGCCUGAUUUGCAGUCAAUGGAGCAGAUUCGCAGGAUCAUGAGGCCAACAGAUGUGCCUGACACAGGCCUGCUGUGUGACCUGUUGUGGUCAGACCCAGAUAAGGAUGUACAAGGUUGGGGAGAGAAUGACCGCGGGGUCUCCUUCACUUUCGGAGCAGACGUGGUCAGCAAAUUCUUAAACCGCCACGACCUGGACCUCAUCUGCAGAGCCCACCAGGUUGUGGAGGAUGGAUACGAGUUUUUUGCCAAACGCCAACUGGUCACACUUUUCUCUGCUCCAAACUACUGCGGGGAGUUUGACAAUGCAGGCGGCAUGAUGAGUGUUGAUGAAUCCCUCAUGUGCUCCUUCCAGAUCCUAAAGCCCUCAGAGAAGAAGGCCAAGUAUCAGUAUGGUGGUGUAAAUUCUGGUCGGCCUGUCACCCCACCCCGCACCACCCAAGCCCCCAAGAAGAGGUGAACGUGAAGCCGUGGCUCUCUUCCCCCCCCCCCCCCUUCUCACUCUGUCCGUCCUUGGUCUGCCAUUACGGCAACCCCUGUAACUCCCCUGUAUAGUGAAGAUACAGGGCUUAUCUAAUUGCCCAAAUCUUUCCCCUCUUUCUCCCCCACUCACCCCCUCCCCAACUCCACUGAUAGCUCUUUUCUUAAUGUGUAUGUGUACAUAAAUUUGCUGUGACCAAUCUGUUUUAUUUUUUUUGUUGCCUGUUUGUUGGUAUUUUUGAUAUUAUUAACAGAUAAUCUUUUUUUGUGGUUUUACUUCCAAUGCCAUUUAAGGUUGUCUGAGGUUCUGUGUCGUCUCUGUGUAGAGGGGCAAAGGGACUGAGUUAGAGGAAUUCUUUUUUUUUUAGUUUAACAAGUACACAUUAGAGAUUGAACAUUGUUUUUGCCUCGAUCUCUCUUAAAGUAGAGGGACUUCUUCCAAUGUGUUUCAAUGAGACUAAGGUCUAAAUCUGUAGACAAAUAACAUUUCUAAGGGUUCUGUUUAACAGUUUAAACACAUCACAGCAUAUGCAGUGCACUUGUGGUUGUUGUGCAGGCGCACAUUUUAUAUAUUUAACCAUUGAAAAAGUGCACCUCCCAGUGAGUAGCAAAGAAUGUGAAGAGACCGGCUUGAUCGGAUGCUGCUGGCAGUGGACACGCUCUCCCCGAACACAACGCCCUCUGGGCUUUGAUUCUUCCACUCCGUUAUGCCUCCCUGUGCCUCGACUCUACACCCACUCAAAAACAUGCAGCUCCUCACACAGAGCUGGUAUUGACAUUUUUUCUGGGUCUAUUUAUUAUUUGUUCUCAUCAAGAUAAUUUCCCCCAAUAUAAUCCUCUUGAUUUGUAGUAAGAGAUGCUGAGAGAUUUGUUUAAUGUCCAUGCACAGAGAUUUAACAAAUACUAUGAGUCACUUAUGGUCAGUAUUUUACCUGCAGACAUACUGGAUAUAUGGUGUACUAAAAGUGCUUGAAAAAUUGUCCUUUCAUCGUCUUUGUAUGAAGAAGCACAUAAGGAUAGAAAAUAUCUUACAGCACUGGUUGGCAAUUUUGCAAGUGUGUAACGUAUCUAAGUAAAGCCGUACAGAGUUUAAAAAGAUAAAAUAAAUGAAAAGCAAGCUUCACAAAUUGUUCCACAGUAUUUGAAUUGUUUAGUGCUGUGUUUAUAGAGCACACAACAUUACAAAAUGAAGGAAGUUUGCUCUUGGAAGCUUUUAAGUAAAAUGCCAGCUAUCCUCCUAUCACAUGGCCCAAUCUGUUCUGGUACAGGGUAUGAAAACUGGAGGAGUCAGGAGUGGGUGGCAGGACCCGGCCAUUAUGCUAUGUGAUAGUGAUGCCACCUGGUGUAUAAACUCAGUAGUACAGUAUAAAGUAGUACAAAUCAGAUGUGUAUUUUAAAAAAGACAGCUCAGGUUGGGCCUUUCAUUGCAUUGCCAGUACAAAAUGUUGUCAGUCACCACAAGGAGGUGCUGGCAGUUAACUUCAGUCUACUGCAAAUAAGAUGCAGUUGCCUCUUUCUUUCUUUCUUUUUUUCUCUUUGUGGUAUUGUGGGAUUAUUCUUUCUGUUCUGUAUUAUCUCCACAUUGUUUACUUUCUAAUCAUUUAAUUUAUUUCCUAAUACUGAUACA
This is a messenger RNA of Sander lucioperca (pikeperch), 2867 nucleotides long. RefSeq names its product serine/threonine-protein phosphatase PP1-beta catalytic subunit. The transcript has 8 exons. Bases 237 to 1220 code for a protein of 327 amino acids. Gene Ontology annotation, biological process: regulation of circadian rhythm; circadian regulation of gene expression. Gene Ontology annotation, molecular function: protein serine/threonine phosphatase activity. The record is from RefSeq and is a predicted model, not a curated record. Lineage: Eukaryota; Metazoa; Chordata; Actinopteri; Perciformes; Percidae. Gene Ontology annotation, cellular component: nucleus; cytoplasm.